AUUUAUUUGUUUUAUUUUUUCAGUGUCCGAGUCCAAAAUUAUUUAUUGUCUUCUCCACCCCUCGCCGGCUCGCCUACCCCUAUAACCCAAAACCCCGACCUGGGCCCCGGCCAGCGCAGAGCGGGCACACACCCUACAGGCAGCAGCCAUGGCUUUCAGAUCCUCUACGAAGCGCCUAUUCUACACACUCUGCACCGAUCCCUUACUCUUCCCUACCACCACGUCGUCGUCGUCGUCCCUCGCUGUCCUUCUCCUCAGGCGGCGGCUGUUUUCCGCUGGAAACGCCGCGCGAGUAAAGGAGGAGAGAGAAUUAUGGUCGAAGGAGUCCAUGGAGAAGCUCCGAAAUAUCGGAAUCUCGGCGCAUAUAGACUCCGGCAAGACGACGCUCACGGAAAGAGUAUUGUAUUACACGGGACGAAUUCACGAGAUACAUGAGGUCAGAGGGAAGGAUGGUGUUGGUGCGAAGAUGGAUUCCAUGGAUUUAGAGAGAGAGAAGGGUAUCACCAUUCAGUCUGCUGCUACUUACUGCACUUGGAAAGGUUAUCAGGUUAAUAUAAUUGACACUCCAGGUCAUGUUGAUUUUACCAUUGAAGUUGAAAGAGCCUUGCGUGUUCUUGAUGGUGCCAUUCUUGUACUUUGUAGUGUGGGUGGUGUGCAAAGUCAGUCAAUUACGGUUGAUAGGCAAAUGAGAAGAUAUGAGGUGCCAAGACUUGCAUUCAUUAACAAACUUGAUCGAAUGGGAGCAGAUCCUUGGAAAGUGAUCAACCAGGCAAGGUCUAAGCUUCGGCAUCACAGUGCUGCUGUGCAAGUUCCAAUUGGGUUGGAAGAAGAUUUUCAGGGUCUUGUUGACCUUGUGCAGUUAAAAGCUUAUUAUUUUCAUGGUUCCAGUGGGGAAAAGAUUGUAACUGCAGAUGUUCCUGCCAAUAUGGAGGCAUUAGUUGCAGAAAAGCGACGUGAACUAGUAGAAAUGGUUUCUGAGGUUGAUGAUAAACUUGCUGAGGCUUUUCUCAGUGAUGAGCCUAUAUCCUCUGCUGAUCUUGAGGAGGCAGUACGCAGGGCUACAGUAGCUCGGAAAUUUGUACCUGUAUUUAUGGGCAGUGCAUUCAAAAACAAGGGAGUACAGCCGCUUCUGGAUGGUGUUCUCAGUUAUUUGCCGCAUCCAACUGAAGUUAGUAACUAUGCUCUUGAUCAAACCAAGGGCGAGGAGAAGGUUUUGUUGUCUGGAACUCCAGUUGGACCUCUUGUUGCCCUGGCUUUUAAAUUGGAAGAAGGGCGCUUUGGUCAGUUGACAUAUUUAAGAGUUUAUGAGGGUGUCAUUCGGAAGGGUGAUUUUAUAGUAAACAUAAACACAGGCAAGAAGAUUAAGGUCCCUCGUUUGGUGCGGAUGCAUUCUAAUGAGAUGGAGGACAUUCAAGAGGCACAUGCUGGGCAAAUUGUUGCUGUAUUUGGUGUAGAUUGUGCUUCAGGAGAUACGUUCACUGAUGGGUCAAUCCGAUACACCAUGACUUCUAUGAAUGUUCCUGAACCAGUGAUGUCUUUGGCUGUUUCACCAGUAUCCAAAGAUUCUGGAGGUCAAUUUUCAAAAGCUUUGAAUCGUUUUCAAAGGGAAGAUCCUACUUUCCGUGUUGGUUUGGAUGCUGAGAGUGGACAGACAAUCAUUUCUGGAAUGGGGGAGCUGCAUCUAGACAUUUAUGUUGAACGCAUUCGGAGAGAAUACAAGGUUGAUGCAACUGUUGGAAAGCCUCGUGUUAAUUUUAGAGAAACCAUUACACAGCGUGCUGAAUUUGAUUAUCUGCAUAAGAAGCAAAGUGGAGGGCAAGGUCAAUAUGGAAGAGUGUGUGGGUAUAUUGAACCACUCCCACCAGGGUCCCCAACUAAGUUCGAAUUUGAAAAUGUGAUUGUAGGCCAAGCUAUACCAUCAGGCUUUAUCCCAGCUAUUGAAAAAGGUUUUAAAGAAGCAGCAAAUUCGGGUUCAUUAAUUGGGCAUCCAGUUGAAAAUAUUCGCGUUGUUUUGACUGAUGGUGCAUCCCAUGCUGUGGAUUCUAGUGAACUUGCAUUUAAGUUAGCUGCAAUAUAUGCUUUUAGACAGUCCUAUGGGGCAGCAAAACCUGUGAUAUUGGAACCUGUCAUGCUGGUGGAGUUGAAAGCCCCAACGGAGUUUCAGGGCACUGUUACUGGUGAUAUCAAUAGGAGAAAAGGUAUGAUCGUUGGAAAUGACCAGGAUGGAGAAGACUGUGUAAUUACUGCCCAGGUGCCCCUGAACAAUAUGUUCGGAUAUUCCACAUCUCUUCGUUCAAUGACACAGGGAAAAGGUGAAUUCACAAUGGAAUACAAAGAGCAUUCACCGGUUCCUCAAGAUUUGCAGAUGCAACUGGUUAACACUUACAAGGCUAGCAAGGGGGUCGAAUAAUUUGGUUUCGCAUUGGAGUUGUGCCAUCGUAUUCUUUGGGAGAGCCCAUGCACCAUUUGUUUUUUUCCCUGGCACUUUUAUUGAGAUUUGGGAGUGAGUUUUCUGCUCAUUGUGCUCAAAUAAAUUUUGUUUUCUUUUUUCUUAGUCUACAUUUAUGUAAUUCUUUUUCUUGAGGAAAAGAGGAAGAAAUAGAGAAGCAGAAGGGGGACUGGGGACGGAAGGCUGCCAGGGAUAUCCAUUGUGUGAGAGCGGACUAUAUAUAUAGAUAUCUGUAACUAGUCACCUGUUUUACGCUGCCAUAAUUUAUAUCUUUACAGGGUUUUCUUGUGUCA
Molecule: messenger RNA, 2742 nt
Organism: Malania oleifera
Lineage: Eukaryota; Viridiplantae; Streptophyta; Magnoliopsida; Santalales; Ximeniaceae
Product: elongation factor G-1, mitochondrial-like
Exons: 20
Coding region: 149-2410 (753 amino acids)
Biological process (GO): mitochondrial translational elongation
Cellular component (GO): mitochondrion
Molecular function (GO): translation elongation factor activity; GTP binding; GTPase activity
Source: RefSeq, a predicted model, not a curated record